UAUGUUUACAAAAUUAGUGUUCAGAUUUAGUACAUACAAUUUUAUUAAUGUUACAUAAAAGGGAUAGGUUGCAUUGAUCUAAUUCAACAGACCUAAAGCUAUGAAUGCCCUUUGUGAUGGAUUAAUUAAAGAAUUAAACUAAGUAACUUAGGAAAUUGAUUCUAAUCCUGAAUAUGGAUCAAUUGUUAUUACAGGAAAUGAAAAAGCAUUUGCAGCAGGAGCAGAUAUUAAAGAAAUGUAAGAUAAAUCAUUCCCAUAAGUUUAAAACAUAUAAAUGCUUGCAUGUAAAAACAUUUAUAAUCUUUAGCUUGGGAAAAUUUGACCAAUAUUAAAAAACCUAUUCUUGCAGCAGUAAAUGGAUAUGCUUUAGGUGGAGGAUUUGAAUUAGCUAUGAUGUGUGAUAUUAUUUAUGCAGGAGAAAAUGCUAAAUUUGGAUUACCUGAAAUUACUCUUGGAACAGUAAUAUAUAUAUUGAUUAAAUUAGAUUCCAGGAUGUGGAGGAACUCAAAGAUUAAUUAGAGCAGUAGGUAAAUCAAAAGCUAUGGAAAUGACAUUAACUGGAGAAUUUAUAGAUGCAUAAACAGCAUUAUCUUAUGGAUUAGUUAGCAAAGUUUUACCAGUGUCAAAUUUAGUUGAAGAGACAUUAAAAGUAGCUGAAAAAAUAGCAUCAUUUAGCAAGUAAUUUUAUUAUAAAUGAUUAUUAUAGACCAGUUGCUGCAUUAAUUAAGGAUACCAUAAAUGAAGCAGAAAAUAUUGGUUUAAGAGAAGGAGUGAAAUAUGAAAGAAAAGCAUUCUAUUCAACAUUUGCAACUUAAGAUAGAAAAGAAGGAAUGAGUGCAUUUGUAGAAAAAAGAAAACCUUCUUGGACUGAUAAUUGAAUAGUAUUACGAAAAUAUUAUCUAUAAUUAA
Messenger RNA from Paramecium primaurelia, 909 nucleotides. The record is from the annotation of a GenBank genome assembly. Lineage: Eukaryota; Ciliophora; Oligohymenophorea; Peniculida; Parameciidae.